UGUAGGCGAGUGUAUACCACGCGUACCAAGUGAUGCGUCGCAAUGGUAUACCCGAUGACCGCAUAAUAGUCAUGCAUUACGACGAUAUUGCAAAUAACACCCAAAAUCCGACCCCGGGUAUUGUAACCAAUCAGUUAAAUGGUACUGAUGUCUACCAUGGUGUUCCCAAACACUAUACCGGGAAUGAUGUGAAUCCUAAAAAUUUUUUGGGUGUACUUAAGGGUGACAAAGAGUUAGUUAAUCAGGGUAAAAAAGUGGUCAACAGUGGUCCAGAUGAUCAUAUAUUUGUGUAUGUGUUGGCCCAUGGUGACCCGGGAUACACGGAGUUCCUUGAUGAUAAAUUAAUCAACACGGAUUUAAAUAACGCUUUAAUAGAUAUGCAUAAAAACAAU
Molecule: messenger RNA, 392 nt
Organism: Oppiella nova
Lineage: Eukaryota; Metazoa; Arthropoda; Arachnida; Sarcoptiformes; Oppiidae
Source: the annotation of a GenBank genome assembly